GUCGAAAUUUUCCCUUAUUUCAUACUGUAGUACUAUUUCUUAGCAAUUGGGAAAGUGGACCUUCCAUUUUCCUUCUCAAUCCCUCUCCCAAAUUGAAUCCAAAUGCAAAUAGCCCUAAUUGGAUUGGAGAAUCAGAGAGUCGCAGACGAUGGGGACGACCGGCGUUGACGUUGAAGCCGGGUUUGCGAAGCUGCAAGGCGAGGAUUUCGAGUACUACAUGCAAACAUACUCCAUCAUUCUAGGCCGCAACUCGAAGAAAUCCACCGUCGACGUCGACCUCGCGAGUCUUGGCGGCGGCAUGAAUAUCUCCCGCCACCACGCCCGCAUUUUCUAUGACUUUACCCGCCGCCGAUUUGCUCUUGAGGUUCUCGGAAAGAAUGGCUGCCUUGUCGAGGGCGUUCUCCACCUUCCCGGUAACACUCCCGUCAAGCUCGACUCCCAAGACCUCCUCCAGAUCGGCGAUAAGGAGUUCUAUUUCCUGCUUCCGGUCCGUAGCAUCUUAGGCGGGCACGUGGGGCCCAGACAUUACGUCGCAGGAACGAAAGCCGGGCCCGUGGUCCCUCACUACAAUUACCAUUCCGGUACUGAGACUGGGCGUAUGAUGGGGGCCGUGGCCGGAGUCAAGAAGGGGAGUGGAAGGGAGCUUUACGAUGAGUACGAGGAUGAGGAAGACGUUGGCAGUAGCAGUAAGAAGUUGAGGAGAGAAGGUUACGAAGGCUAUGGGUAUGGAACAGCUGCGUCUGGUGGGUCAGGUGGUAAGGCCGGAUUGUCUGGAUCAUUGGAGAAAAAAUUGGAGGGAAGAUCUAGGAUCGAACGCGAAUCAGAGAGUCAGCAGCUUCUGUUGUUGGAAGAAAAGGAUGUGGUGUCAUCUGUGGCUAUUGUGCUCUCCGAUCUUUGUGGUCCAGGGGAAUGGAUGCCUAUGGAGAAACUACACACAGAGUUAGUGGAGCAAUAUGGCGCUGUCUGGCAUCAUAGUCGAGUAAGAAGAUAUCUCACAUCUGAGGACUGGUCCGGUCCUGAAUCCAAGGGGAAACCUUGGUAUGGCUUGCUCAUGUUGCUAAGAAAAUACCCAGAACACUUUGUCAUCAACACCAGGUCCAAGGGCCGUGUUACGCUGGAGUUUGUUUCUCUCGUCUCUCUGCUUUCAUAAGCUUGGGGAACAUGGCAGCGCCUCUAUGGUAUUUGCUAACAUGCCUGUUUAUUCAUAAGUGAUAUACUUCACUGCUUGUGGAUCUCUGGUUCAAGCCACGUGUUAGCUUUACAGAAGACCCCCUUUGUUGGGCAAAAGUACAAGAAUGGCAUGUAUCUGAAAUUAUGUUUCUUUUUUCUUGUACCUUUUUGUUUUCUCUUAACCAAUUUGUUGUAGAUGAUGUGUUUAUUCUAUCAAAUUUCUUUCUUCUGGGAAAAAAUGUCUGCUUUUUUACAUGUGUUCAUAAAGAAUGUUGCCCCA
This is a messenger RNA of Tripterygium wilfordii, 1450 nucleotides long. Its product is annotated as FHA domain-containing protein FHA2-like. The transcript has 3 exons. Gene Ontology annotation, molecular function: sequence-specific DNA binding; protein binding. Gene Ontology annotation, biological process: regulation of ribosomal protein gene transcription by RNA polymerase II. The record is from RefSeq and is a predicted model, not a curated record. Gene Ontology annotation, cellular component: nucleus. The coding region runs from base 149 to 1150 and encodes 333 amino acids. Lineage: Eukaryota; Viridiplantae; Streptophyta; Magnoliopsida; Celastrales; Celastraceae.